GAUGAAGGGCUGGGUGGUGGCAGUGGCGGCCUCACUGCUUUGGCAGCAACUGGGUCUGCUGCGGGGGACAAUGGGCAGGAAGGAAAGGAAGCGGCCCAGGGAGCCAGGCCAGGCCACCGAGCCCUUCAACGCCACCAUGUCCAACAGUGAAGAGUUGCCGGCCCGCCCCAAGCUCCCAGAGGCUACGGACCCGGAGAUGACCGACGCUCACAGGACCUGGCUCAACUUUGUCCGACGCCCGGACGACGGACAGGCCAAGAAGAAAUGCCGUGGGAAGGACAGGAAAUUACGCGGCCUCGCAGGCCCCCCGGGUCCUCCCGGCCCUCCGGGACCCCCCGGCCCCCCGGGAGGCGAAGUCACGGAGGAAGUGCUCCUCGCAGAGUUCAAGGAGAUGCUCAGAGAGGCCACCGCACGCCGCUCCGCCGUGGCCCCGGCCGUGCCCCCCAGUGAGCUGCCUCUACUGUUCCUGUCCCUGGAGGAGGCGGCUUCCCCGCCCCGGAGGGUGGAGGAGGGCUUCCACUGCCGUCUCAAGGGGCAGGUGGUGGUGGACAAGCGGACCCUCAUGGAGCUGCAGAACUUCCAGACGCCUUUGGCCAAAGGGGCUUUCCUCCGGGGGUCCGGCCUGAAUCUGGCCUCUGGCCGCUUCACAGCCCCAGUGUCCGGCAUCUAUCAGUUCUCAGCCAACGUGCACAUCGAUCAUAGUGAGCUGAAGAGCAGAGCGCAGCUGCGUGCCAGAGACAACGUCCGUGUGUUGAUCUGCAUCGAGUCACUCUGUCACCGAUACACGUCGCUGGAGGUGAUUGCAGGUCUGGAAAGCAACAGCAGGAUCUUCACAGUCUAUGUGCAUGGUUUGCUGCAGCUGCAGGCGGGACAGUACACUUCGAUCUUCGUGGACAACAGUGCUGGAGCCCCUGUCACCAUCCAGAAUGGCUCCGACUUUAUGGGUGUGCUAAUGGGCCUGUGACCGUGCCUGAGACUGACCGGACCCGGGGGAGACCGACCACACCCUGGACUGGGAACAGCGUCUCUCCCCCCCCCCACCCGGUGCCUGUCCACCCUGCGCCAGCUGGGCUGACUGUGGGGCUCCAGAGGGCCAGGAGUGGGCCUGGUUGUCCCUCUGUUUGGCCCCCUCUGCCUGGGCCCACCCCUGGCACCAGCUCUACUUCGUC
Tachyglossus aculeatus (Australian echidna) is the source of this 1169-nucleotide messenger RNA. It is a transcript of the gene C1QTNF12, whose product is annotated as C1q and TNF related 12. Gene Ontology annotation, molecular function: hormone activity. Gene Ontology annotation, biological process: positive regulation of insulin receptor signaling pathway; positive regulation of D-glucose import across plasma membrane; negative regulation of gluconeogenesis. Bases 2 to 964 code for a protein of 320 amino acids. The record is from RefSeq and is a predicted model, not a curated record. Lineage: Eukaryota; Metazoa; Chordata; Mammalia; Monotremata; Tachyglossidae. The transcript has 8 exons.